CUACCGCUGGAAGUGCGAAAAUACUUAUAAAAUCUGCUGUCUUUUCUACAGCGAUGGAACCUUUGUCAGCAUCUUACUACGGCAAAAUAGACGAAAAAAAUCCGGUAAUUAUCGCAUUCGAAAAUGAAGUCAAGGAGUUCAGGGGCUUCAUCAAAAAAUUGAAGAGAACCUGGGUGGGAAUUCCCAGAUAUGCUCAGAAUUAUAAAAAGGGGUUUAACAGUUUAUUUGAUAUCUGGAACAAAUAUGAACCUCGAUUACCAGUGAACUUUUACUAUGAAAAAAUGAUGGCAGUUGGAGAUUUUCUUGCUCAAGCCAAGGAGUACAAACUUGCAAUUUUUCAGUGUUAUGGAAGGUACCUUCAGCAGUUCAGUUGUGACAAUUGGACACAUAUCACUGAUGUAAACCAGUUUAAGGCUACCUUUUUUCCAAAUGGCUUUGAACAUGGAAAUGCAGGACUGACAUUCAGAGCUUUGCAAGGACUGAACAUCUGUAGUUAUUUGAUGGUGAAAAAUGAUGACAUAAAUCUUCAAAAUCCAGAAUCUGUGAAGAAAUGCUUAAUUAUCUUGUCCUUCUUCCGACUCAUCAUGCAAGUGGUUCUACCACAAGAAAACCUUUGCUGGAUUGUUUACAAUGGAACUAUUCAUAUAUAUACCAUAUGCAGACAUCUGCUGGCUACUGGUCAUGCUGCCAAGACUUUAGAAUACUUAUUAUGGGCUAGUAUAUGCAUGGAGUCGUCUGUUCCACUGGUUUCAGUUCAUUAUCUUACAUGGCGAACCACCCUUUACACUGCUGUUUGCCAGUGUUACUAUCACUGUCUCGCUGGUGUACAUGCUGAGGUAUUUGCUCGCCGUGCACUUAGUAAAAUCAGUGAACUGAGUCAACUAGAAGAUUUGAGCUCAUCAGUACAAACUGAAGACAAAGAAAGAAUCUUUAGGGAAGCUACUGCCAAGAUGGCAGUUCUGGUCUUCAAAAGAGCAGUGUUUGAAUCUAGGAGAAAACCAAAAGGGUAUUUUCGACCAAAGCAAAGAAGUACUUUCAAAGAUAUGCAAAAUUUGCCAUGGCCUCGUACCAGUGUGGAGCGACUACUGACAGAAAUGUUUGAUGGCAGUACUGUUCAAUUUCUCGCAAUCUUAGAAGCCAUCUCAGAUAGUAAUAGACGGAUACUGCAGACUGGCCCUCCUGCCAUUGAUGAACCAGAAGUUCAGGAUGUGAUCUUAGAACUUUUCCUUGCUGGACUGGAAAUCCUGUCAGGAGGAGGUGGUAAUGCAGAGCGUGGCAUACAGCCAGCAGACCAUCCAGACCCUCUUGCUGCAGUUACUGAAUCCAAAACACUAAUUCAGCUUGUAGCUGCAGGAGAAGAUGGAGUAUCUGUUGAGGCUGCUGUGAAAUUUGUAAAGCUUGCUUUCAACUAUGAGCAGUGGGAUGUGCUUGACGUUGUAAUUGAACCAGUAUUUGCUUUCUUAGGGAGUCUAAAAGAUAGAGUCUGGAGGAUAGCAGAACUGGAACUAAAACUUCUUGUUGCCAUGGAGCCACUGGUUUCCGAACGGAAAGUCAAGCAUACCAGUAUCUUCAUGGAAAGUAAUGUCCCAUCUGCUCAAGGAGAAUUGCUGAAGUAUGGACAGGCAGUUAGCAACUGUCAUGAUGAUCUUGUUAUUUUCGCAGAAAUUCUUUACUCCUGCGUUUGUGCUACUUCCAAGGAGAUUCAGCCUGACAAGGAUAUGAUUGCUGAUGCAGUUAUGUUUCUGUGGCAGAAAUGCAGAGCAGCAGUUCAGAGAGUCCACAUGGGAACAGAUUAUCUAAGACACUUCCAAAAACUUGAAUCUUGUGGCAAAUGGGUUUACAUCCUCUGGCUGAUCCAUGAAGUUAUCUAUACCGGUAACAUAGGACACUCAAACCCAAUAGUAACUGCAGAAAUUGCAUUGCGUUUGGCUUUGAUACUAGACAGCAUUGCAGAAUAUUCUAUUAAAUCUGGAAAGAAGUCAGGCCAGUCCUGUGAACAAACUGCAGAUGGAAGUCUACAUAAACAGAAUGAAGCUAUUUAUAACAUACUAAAGGUCUCUGAUGUUCAGAAAAGGUACAAUGAGCUUCUUCAAAUGGAGUCUCCCAGGCCUUCUGCAGUCCCUCCUGUUCUUGCUGCCUUGUUGGAUGCUUUUUCCACAGCUUCUCAGACUCCUGAUUCCCUGAACCUGCUCCUAAAAAAACCCAGUAGAUUUUAUAAUGUGCCUGAGGAUUGCAAAUGUUUUUAUAGGUGUCCCUCUGCUGACCCUUCUGUGGUUUUUGUUGCCUCUGACAAACCAUCUAAACGUUUGCCUUCUACAAAGCUGCUUCCCUCUGACAAAGACAAAAGAACUAUGCAGAGGUUUGGUAAGAAAGUGUAUAUUUCUGCUACCUUGGCCUUUAGAGUUGUGAACUACCAGACCCAUAUGACCACAUAUAUUUUAGCUCUUCUGUCUCAGGCCUGUCAAGUUAUUUCAUAUCUUCCUGAUGCUGAGGAGAUGACUUCAACUCUUUCUUUACUAAGGGCUUCUUCUCAUGUUGCUAGUCAUUCUGUUAAACACAGUUAUGAUGCAGCUGAUGCCUCAUCUAGAGCUGCUGCUUCUGGUUCUGUUUUAAGGUUUUCCUGGCUUCAACUUCAACCUUUGCCUGAUGAUAUUAAGAAAACUCCCACAGAGCAGAUGUUUAUUGCUUAUGAGAUUCUGGAAAAGACAAUUCAUUGCGUAACUGUUGCUAGAGCUGUGACUGCUGUACCAGAUGGAUCUUCAGUUGCUUGCCCGAGCCAUGUGAAAAAUCUGGUAGGUCAAGAGUCAGAAAGAGCAAACAAGACUGCCACCACAGCACAAGUCAGUGAUGGUAACCUGGUUACAGCAAGUAACAUUAUUACUGAUUUACACUUUGAACUGAUUGUUGCGUGGCACAGAGCUUCAGUGAAACUUCUUCAUUUAAUGAAUGAAUCAGAUAUACUGAAAAAGAUCAACAAGAACAAACUGUCAAAAGCUAUGUUUCUGGCUCAGAAAGCGUUGGUUGCAUCUGAGAAACGGCAAAUCAAUGUGCCUCAGAAACAACUUAUUGAGGAAGCUAUGGUACUAAUUCAAAAGGCCGAGGCAGAAGAGAAUAAAUUACAUUCCUUAAACAAUCACGAGGAUAUUACUAUCAAAAACAUUCCUCCACCUCCUAUACUGCUUUAUCGAAGCCAUUGCUCAAUGAUUUUCAGACCAGGCUUCUUUUCCUCAAAAGUGAAGGUUUCAUGGUAUUGCAUUUAUGGACGUGCAGCAACUGGGAGCAAUGUAAAAGUCCGGUUCAAUGACUGCUACCUUCCUGGUACAGGAAUACAGGUACCUGCAGCUGUGGAGUGCUUUCUGAAAGUUGAAGGCCUGGAACCCAAUGAGAAAUAUGUGUUUGCAGUUGCGGCAUAUUCUGCAAAUGGAAAACUUAUUGGAGAUGGUAUUGGGGAAACAACAAAACCAAUCCUUGCAUACCCUCCUCUUCCACCUGUUAAUGCGUGGGCCUAUCUUACUCAGGUUGCUUUUCGGACUGCCUGUUAUCCAGUUGCUAAGAAAGCCUUUUCAGUUUUGUGGAAUCAUUUUAUUUGCACUUCCUCUUCACCAACUGAGGGUCAGUUGAAGACUUCUAGAAGAAGAAACAGACAUGAAAUGUCUCUGAAAAGGCUUCACCUUGAGGCAGUGCAAAAAGCAUCACAUGCUUUUUUACAGCUCUUCUUAGAUGCAAUAUUUGUCAUCUGUGAUAUAAAUAUUAAAGAAAAAGGCCUUUUCUAUGAUCGCUUGUGUGACCAUGGGCCACCUUUCAAAAAACAGAUAUGCAGGCUGGAUGAAUGUGAACGAUUGUUGGUUGCUCUGCAGCUAAGUAACUGGUUAGAUGAUGCUAACUAUUCCCUACAAGUUGUUGUGCAGUGCUAUGGCCUUCUUGCUCCCAUGAUGUAUUACAGAAUACCUUCCAUACCAGUAAUACAGAUCUUGACAAAAUGUGUAGCUGUUUUACAAGAACUACCCUGUUCAGUCUGGCAGAGGAGGCCUUCAGGAAUGACAGAGAGCAUCCAGCAUAUGAUAGCUUGCACUACUUACUACAUAGCAAAGGUGCUGCGAUCGUGGGGAGAACAUGAAUUGUGUUCUGUCAUCGUUGAUACUGGAAAGAAGCUUUUAUUUGAUAUUUCAGGGAGUGUUUCAAGUCUUGCUCCAACAGGGCAGUCUAAAUGUAAUAUGAAUGAUGGAACAGUGAAAGCAGUGGAACCAGAAGUUGACAGACAGACUCCCUCAGCAAAGAAGACUACAAAGAAGAAAUCACCAGGACUCUUGGACGAAGCAGUGAAUGAGCAGCUAAAAGCACUUGAAGCAAAUAUGUUGAAACUGACAAAGCAUGUCAGCACAACAGAACUAACUGGACAAGAGAACCCAUCUGUGCUGUAUGCUGUUAUUGAAUGUUUGCCAACUAAAAUGGCUUAUAAAGAAGUUAUCAAAUUCAAACGCAGAGCUCGCUUCCUAGAAUUCCACGUUCAGUUGAUUCAAAAAGCUGUAAAUGAAGAAAAGUUUGAACUUGUAAUAGAAUGGACUGAUGAAGCUCAGGCAUGGCUGAAGAAGAGAAAUGAAUACCUUUCCAUAAAUAAAACAGAUACUGAAAAAGAAGCAGGUGAGCUCACAGUAGUUGGAAAUGAAAGAAGGGGUCGUGCAGCAGCCAUAGUUGAGUAUUACAGGAAUGCAGAUCAUGAUCUUAGUAAGAAAAAACAAGAAGCACAGAAGAAAAGAGCACAUGUGGAAAAAUGCCAUGCAACUCAACAAGAUGUUCAGAAAGGUGCUGCAACACAGAGAGUCCUAAAGUUUUUUGGCAUUAUGGCUACCGAUAACAGCUUGGACACUUCCAUGGAGUUUCCAGUGCAGUCAUCAACAAAUUUGGUUGCUGGUACAAAUGACAUUGGUAACCUGACCCCACUACUGCACCUUAUGAAUAAAAGGCUUGACACUCUAUCUUUGCGCAUGGACAAUUUAUCUCAACCUGGCGCUGUAGUAAGACUGAAAAUCCCUGCAGCUUUGAACACUACAAGAGGGCUUUCAAAUGUUUUGAGUUCUCAAAACAACAUAAGUUGUGGAGUGGGAUCAAACGGAUCUAACACAUCGUCUAGCAACAUUCCUGCUGGGAUUAAUAGCACUGGCGAACUUGUUGGAUGUUUUAAAACUACAACCAAGUCCUCCUUAGGGCUUAUUGGGCUUCCUAAUGUUUCUGAGUGGUUAAAAGCACAGCCGGUUUUUGGAGGUAACAGUACCGAUGUGCUUGGUGAAUGCCCGGCUGAAGGAGGUGAGUCAUUGAAAGUUAAAUUAAAAGAAAUUGAUCGAAAAAUGUUUAAGCUAAAGAAAUUACAACUGGAAAUCAAGUAUUUUGAUGAAUGUAAAAAACAAGGUGUAGUUCUGAAAGGUUUACGGUCUUGGCAGUACCCUUCAGGUUUGGAAGCGGGGACUGACUUUUACAGCGAGUUGAUAGACCUUUUUAACAAACACGGUACUGAGCUAAUGGAUACUAUGUGCAAGCAUUAUUCUGUUACCAUAGACUGUUUAUCUAAAGAUAUUACAGAGUUGAACCAGGCCAUAAAAACACACCCUGAUUUUGUAAGGUACCACUACAACUACAAGAGGGUGUUUUCCUCCAUUGAACAACAGUUGAGUAAAAAUGCUGAAGUGAAAUUAAAAAAGUUAAGGAGAGACGUAAGUGACUAUAAGAAUGGGGUGGUUUACCUGAAACCACCACCUUCUCAGGGCAAAAAUAUUUUUGGUCACCCAAUUACUCAGAAUGUUAACCAUAACAGCAUGGACACCGAUUCUGUUGUUAAGCUGCCCCUAGGGGCAGGGGUUCUGAUAGACUUAAAACUUUACAUUCGGAAGCUGAACUUGGUUCUAAUAUUUGGUGACAAAGUUAUCAAUGUUGGUCCUUUAAGGGUGGCUAGUACUUACAACCCACCUAUUUGUCCUUCCUUAUCUUUGUUUGAACAUAUGUGCGAGUUUGAUUUAAGAAACUUACACAAGGAUGUUAAGAAACAUGACACGGUGAACAUUACCAAAAACGAGGCUGAAGCCCUCAGGUCCGUUAAAUCUUUACCAGUCCGAAUUUUGAAACCAGACAAAGGCAGUGGACUGGUGAUUAUGAACAAUGAUGACCAUGAGACUAGAAUGUUGGGAGUGUUGAAACAGAAGGAAGAGAAGGAAAAGAAGGCGGUAAAUACUCUUCGGGUUCUGCUUACUCCUCUGGUGUCAAACUUUUUAAAGCAGCGAAAGCAACAUCGAACAUACACUGAAGAAAUGCCAUGGAGAUGCCAGAUGAACUUGCUUCUAGGGACUACACACUUCAUUUUGUUUCAGAAAAGACUGAUAAAGCAUUACAAGCAAUGGGAUCAAAACUUGCAAAAAACAGAAAGCUAUGAAUGUAUUGACCCAGAAGUAUUCUCACUGCAUAAUUCUGGCACUAUAGUAAAAGGAACUGAAGUAGAAGCCGUAGAGGAAAGAAACCAGAUCCAUCAGCUGCUGGGACUUCUUCCAAAAACACAUGCAGGAAGAAGAAGGAGAGCAACAGGAGAUAGCACUGCGUCAGAAGACAGUGGAGAGGAUUCUCAUCGAACUCAAUCAUCAAGUGAAUACUCUGAUGAAAAACAAGACCAGGAAGAUGUGUCAAAUGAAAUUCUUCAUGAUCAUCUUACUAAAGCAUUUCUACACUUCAGGAGAGCACUGGUACUUGCCCAUCGUGGAGGUCACUGGACAUUAUUUCAGAAUGCUUGUCGUGAGCUUUGGAACAGUGCUCGUGCAGUUAAUUUGCUUACAAGGACAUCACCGUGUACUGAUGGAGUUUUUGUUGUUACCACAGACUUGUACAACAUUCUCCUUUGUUUGCCAUUCUUUCUAGCCUCAGAGCUGAUUCUUGAUAUGAUAAUUCAAUUGCAGAAUACUGUCUGUGACAUUAAGUUUGUAGGUCCUGAGAAUGCUUUUUGUACUCCAAGCUGUGUAGGAGAUAUCACAGAUGAAGAAGGUGGAUCUAGUCUGGUCUUUGAAUCUCCACUAGAUGAUGUUAAUAUGCUUGAUUUACAAUGGAUACAAGCUAUCAUACUUAAAUCCAUAGAGAUAUUAUAUCAUCUGAAGAAGUGGGAGGCUCUGGCAUACAUAGCAAUACAGUUCAAUAUAAUAACACAUGAACGCUAUGCUGAACAAGUAACUCCUUUACUAGUGCAUGCACAGAGGCAUCUUAUUGAAACAAUUGAUCAGCUCUGUGGUCCAAAACCUCCACAGCCUCAUAUGAUUGAAAUGAAUACCAAUGAAAAGAUCACUUGCAGAAACUUUAUUGGAAAACAGCUUCAUGUUUCAACUAAAUCUGAUGAGGCAAUAAAGCCUGGGGGCCAUAUUGAUCCUGAAGGACAUGAUGUUUAUUCAGGUGGAAGAAGAGCAAAGACACUGGUGUGUGUGCCUCUGGAUGUGUUGGAUACAUUGAAGUGUUUCCGAGAGACUUCGGAUAAAGCCCAGUAUUAUAGCAGAGCACUUAGGCACAGCAGAAAAUUGCUUACAUUAUUCCUUGUUCACACUCAGCAAGGAUCAGACUUCUUGACAAGUAAGGGCAGUUACUGCUUCUCUGGAAGAGUUGAGUUCAGUAGGGGAGCUGCAAUGAGCCAGUAUCCAGCCCCUGCUGAUCUAUCCAAGGAAGAAUUUGUCUCAUCUGGCAUGAUUCAGGCCAAGGCCAUUCCAGAAUCCCAAAUUUCUGUUGUUAUAUCUGCCUAUGAAAAAACUAUCGAGCUUCUUCAGGCCAAGAACAAGCAUGGUCUAAGAUCUCAAGCUUUACAUGAACUUGGAAAUCUUCACUUCUAUGCAGGACAUACAAGGACUGCUUUUAAGUGUUGGUGCCAAUCACUGGAUGCAGCACUAAACUAUUCUGACAUUCUUAACACCUGGCAAGAACUGGGUACCUCCUCUAGUAUGAAAACAUGUACAGAAGAAAGAGAAGGUGUGGAUUACAGUGAAAUGUUUUUAAAUCAAGCUGGCAUCUGGGGUUGUUUACAUGCUGCUGUCCUAACUGCUAAAAUUGCACAGUACAUUUUAACAUCAGAUAUCAAAUUGCGAAAUGAGUGCUGCAUUUUAUCUGCAUUUCUUUUCAAGGCCCUUUUCAGAGCUUCUCUUCCACACCCCAGAUAUGACUGUGACUACGCACAAUAUGACAUUGGUGAAGGUUGUGCUACCACUGAACUUAUUCCUGGAAUUGAUCUAUUUUCUGACUGGUACAGAGCUGAUAUACGUGUUGUGGUAGCAAGUCUCAGUUUUCUGAAUCAGGAAUUAUAUGAUGCCAAGCAGCACCUCCUUGUUUUACCAUUGUUAACACUAUACCAAUACUUUGUUACCACAGUUUGCUCUGAUCCUCACAAGACUAUUGAAGGAAGAAUUCUCAAGGUAAAGGUCCUAACAGAACUGGGAAUGUUUACUGAAGCAUUUUGUGAGCUCUCUAUUUUACUGCAAGGAAAAAAAAAUCCAAGGAAAAUAUUUGGUGGUUAUCUUCCUGCCCACAAAAAUAAGAUCAAAUGGAACUUUGAUGCUUCCAAAUCUACCCUGGAUGCAAAAAAUGUUGAGGCAUUGGAAGGAAUAAUCAGUAAAGACCCAGUUGCAUCCCUGAUAACACUGUUUGGGCAGCCAGUUAUUAACAGGAUUUUACUGGCAAAGAUCCAGUUUCUUAUUAAGAUUGCUUCAACGAUAAGCCACAUGCCAGCAAAUGCAAACCAGACGAGUCACACUGAUGAAGCUGACAGCAAUCAAGUCAUAGAAAAUGAUAACAGGGAAAAUAUAUCAGACUCUAACUCAGUAACUACGCCUGCUCCUUCUGAACACCCUUAUGUGGCAACUGAUGAGAAGAAGAACCCUGUGAAAUCACUGCCUGAUAUACACAUGAAUGACUGCAGACAUCUAAGCUUGUCUUCAUUAAAGGAUCUGUUGUUAUCAAAGGCAGAAGAAAAAUUAAAUUUGUUAAUAGAAGACAUUGAGUUGGAAAAUACUGAUGUAUGUGAUUCAUCUGCCAUGACGCUAGAAGUCCUUAUAGAGGCCAGACUUCUACUAGCAGCAGCAGCAUUGCAGAGACAACAAGCAGCCUUCAGCACUGCUCUAGUUUUGUCUGCAAUUCAUCAUCUGCAAGAUGCAAAAAUAUAUUUUCCAAAACAGCAACAAGUCAAGCGCAUUACUUCUGCAUUACGAACAGCUGGGCAGAAAAAAAAAGAGAAAAGUCCUGAAAAUGACCCUGAUGUUAAUGUUAAUUCUCAUCCUCAUGAAGUGGAAGCCUAUGGACGUCUAGGCAUACGUCUAUGGAUGAGAUGUCGUUUGCAGUUAAUAGCUACUCUGACAGCACAUAUAACUGGUGUGGCACUCAUAAAAGGUAGUGAACACUCCUUAAACUGCUCCAAUUUAAUUCAUGAAGGAAUAUCAGAAGCAGAAGCCUUUAAUGACAUUGAGGCACACGCAAUGAUAACAAUGCAAUCUGCUUUACUAGAUCUUCAAGAAGGAUGCCCAAGAAGUGGAGUUAAAUUACUUCUGGAGGGCUUAAUUGAGUUACUUCAAGGAAGGCACUUUCUUUCUCCUUCAGCAUCAUUAACACUUGCACAAGCUGCGGCUCAGCUGGCUGAUUUGAGGAAGAUGCUUACAGAUAAUGACAUUAAAUAUUCUGAAGAGCAGUACAUGGAGUCUUUAAUAUCUGCACAGAAAAUAAUUCUUCAACAGCUUUCAGCAUUUGGGGAAGUACUGACAACUCAAGCCCUGGAUACUGCUCAUGCAAGCCCAGUGAGACCUUUGAAAAAUAUUUAUUUUCCACACAUCACUCUUCUGGCAGAAGUAAAACUAAGAAUUGCACAUGCAGUUGCACACAAAGCAGCCUGCUCACCUGAACAAGAAGAUGCAUCGCAGUGGCUACAAGCAUCUGACAUGUUAACUACUGCAUUGGAGCUUUGCAGGGCAUCAACAAUGAAGAAGAGAAGUGUAGAAGUUGAAAUUUUGUUCCAGAAAGGUAAAAUAGAACAUCAACUUGCUUUAAAAGGUAGUGGUGAUCCUUCUUUGGCCAUGGAGAUUUUCUUGGAGGCUGUAAGUGUUAGCAGAGAAAAUGAUCAAAACCUUUGGAUCAUCAAAAGGGCUUAUCUCGAGAUAGCACUGCUGCAUUUUCAGUUGGCAAAGCAAAUUUCUACAGACUCAAAUCAAAGAUCAAGCAGUGUAGAAGAAGUAGACAGACAACAAAUUUCAGCAAGGACAGUAAAAGACGGAAAGCGGAAGGUAAGUUGCUAA
Messenger RNA from Protopterus annectens (West African lungfish), 10289 nucleotides. RefSeq names its product cilia and flagella associated protein 54 (gene CFAP54). Gene Ontology annotation, biological process: cilium assembly. The transcript has 64 exons. The record is from RefSeq and is a predicted model, not a curated record. Lineage: Eukaryota; Metazoa; Chordata; Ceratodontiformes; Protopteridae. The coding region runs from base 54 to 10289 and encodes 3411 amino acids.